This is a messenger RNA of Saccoglossus kowalevskii, 1419 nucleotides long. Its product is annotated as von Willebrand factor A domain-containing protein 5B1-like. The record is from RefSeq and is a predicted model, not a curated record. NCBI's taxonomy places the organism in Eukaryota, Metazoa, Hemichordata, Enteropneusta, Harrimaniidae.
AUGCCUGGUUUGAUAAAUCGACACACGCGGAAUCCUUUGCCGCUGCACAAUUGUAGGAUAACGGGCUGUGUAAAUGGUUACUCUGCGGGGAUCACUGCCUACCUCACAUACUGCAACGAUGAGGACCACUUGGUCGAUGGAUUAUACGUUAUGCCUACCACUGAGUUCAGUACUGUGGUGGCGUUUGAAGCCCAAGUUUACGGUAGAAAUUAUACCGCUUCCAUCCGUGAGAAGAGUAAAUGUGAAUGUGUUCUCAGCGAAACUCCCAGCAUCACUAGCGGCCACAUGUGCCUAAAUCAGGGGAAGUUUGUAAUCAAUGAAUUCGACGAGACUCGUGUAUUUGCAGCCACGGUUGGGACUAUUCCGCCGUUUGGUACUGUCACUCUAUUGAUCAGUGUUGUAUUCGAGUUAGAAAUAACAAAAGAUGGUGCUCUUCUUUUCAAACUUCCCUCUGUGUUUACACCUCGCUUCUCGCCCCCAAUCCUUCCAGACCAAACCAGCCUUAUCAGUUUCUCGUACACUGGACCAGAUGAACGUGCACAUGCAAACAGUUUGGGAAGCCUGCUUGAAAUUGCCACUGACAUACCUUUGAACACAAUUAAGUAUGAAUUUGAAUUUCAAUUGGAGAUCAAGGCCCCUGGCUUAUUGUCUGGCGUAUCGAGUUCAACUCACUCUAUCCGAGUUGACGCUGAUCCCUUAGCCGUUGAUGCCUCUGACGUAUUCGUCACCCUUGCGGAACCGCAUGAUUUCAAGAAAGACUUCAGAAUGAUGAUAUAUCUGGCAAAACCACACGAACCGUCAGUGGUAAUAGAACUUGGUGACAUGACUGGAACCGAGUACGUGGAAUUUCUGAAAACUACCGAAGAUUUUUCAAAUCUUGAUAACAAAGAAGACAAGACAAUAGACAAAGACAGAGUGACGAAGCUACGGAAUCGGCUUCAUCGAGACAUCAUGCACGUUCCUGUUAUCAUGCUCAAUUAUUCGCCGGAUUUCCGUGAACUUGAAGACACGUUAAAUAAAAAAUUCGAAGUGCCUAGUGAGUUUAUCUUUGUCAUCGAUCGGAGUGGAAGUAUGAGUGGUGCUAACAUUGCAAACGCGCGGGAAACGCUAAUGCUGUUCAUGAAGAGCUUGCCAAUGACUUGCCAAUUCAAUAUAAUCGGCUUCGGUUCCAGCUUCAAGCCUUUGUUUGAAUGCAGUCGCCCAUACACCCAGGUAACAAUUAGCGAAUGUAGUCAGUAUAUAACGAAGAUGAAAGCAGACAUGGGUGGCACUAAUUUAUUCUCACCCUUGGAGUGGAUUUACAAAAAGCCGAUUUGCCGUGGAUUCCCUCGCCACGUGUUUGUUCUAACGGAUGGCACAGUCAACAACGUACAACAGGUGAUUGAACUAGUCAAGAACAAUUCACAUAAUACAAGGUAA